GCCAAACACCUGUUGCCUCGACUAGAUGCCUCCGAGCAGUCGCUCUGAGCAAAGCUGGUCGCCGUGGGCGUCGCACUCUCCUGCUCAUGGCGGCCACCCAGUCACAUCCUUGCUGCCGCCCGUCAUGGAAGUGCUCAAUCCAAGAUCGCGUCCAUCGCCGCAGCGGAAAGCCACGGCUCGAUCGGCAUCAUCACAGCCGACGGCCAUUCCCCGGACAAGCCCGGCUCCUCCCAUUUCACGUCCUCCGUCACCGACCUCGUCUCUGCCUCCGUCUGUUUCCGACCGCACUCAUUCGCCAGCACGCACUAGCAUAUCCCCGGCUGUGCUCACGCCGAUUCCGCCCCAGCGACUCCCCAGCGACACCAUCGGAAUCAAGCUCAUCCUCGCAGCAAGCGUGGUCUGCAGCUGCCUCUUUGUUGGACUGGUUGUUGGGCUGAGUUUACUGCUGGCACGGCGCCGGAGUCGACAGCGGCUGCAGAUGGUACUCCAACGCAAGCGACGAGACGCUAUCGAGGCUUACCGCGCCAGGGUCCGCCAAGACAUGCCCUGUCUUCGCUCAAAUGGCUCUUCCCAAGACGACAGCUCGGGUUCGACUGAGCCUGAUCCUGGACCCGUUCAGGAUCCACCAUCAUUCGGCCGACUUCAAGAGUCGAGACACAUUUCCUGGCAAUGCGACCAAAUAGCCCCAGCUUCGCCCACACCCACCAAUCCACCAAGUUGCAGCUCCAGACAGAUCAUGCAGCCAGCACAACCGCGGAGUAUACUGCUUCCGCUGUGGGGCCGCAGUCGCCGUACGGCUGCAACGAAAACGAUAUUUGUUCGUUCAAAUCACGGGAUAGAUUGAGCAGCGAUAUCGAUCCAAUACCUUCCGCGAACCUGAGCCGGUUACCCUACUACCUUGCUCUCGUCCUUCGAGCUUAUCACCAUGACCGAACCGGACAGCUAUCGCACGGACAGCUGCCUUGUGAUCGCUUGGUCCGUCCGUAUUGACCCACCAGGACUCUGUCUGAUCUGGGGCGUAUAUACCUUCUUUGCAUUUUACUCACUCAUGAAAGUCUGCAUCGGGCGGGCCAUGGGGGAAUACACCUUGCACUCAAGAGAAAACGGGCCAAGAAUCGAAGAAUUCGGACCA
Polychytrium aggregatum is the source of this 1132-nucleotide messenger RNA. RefSeq lists its product as uncharacterized. The record is from RefSeq and is a predicted model, not a curated record. The transcript has a single exon. The annotation marks the transcript as partial. Lineage: Eukaryota; Fungi; Chytridiomycota; Chytridiomycetes; Polychytriales.